AUGGGUCCCAGCCCGGCGCCCUUUCUCCCCCGAGCCUCUCUCGGGGAGCCGUGUCCGCUAGCUGCGUGCAGGCCCGCCAGCCUGCCGUUCAUUGAACUGGACACGAACCUGCCCUCCAGCAGCGUGCCUGCGGGGCUGGAGAAGCGGCUGUGCGCGGCCACCGCCUCCAUCCUGGACAAGCCCAAGGACCGAGUGAGUGUUACAGUGCGACCAGGCCUGGCCAUGGCAGUAGGCGGAUCCACAGAGCCCUGCGUCCAGCUACUGGUCUCCUCCAUUGGAGUGGUGGGCACCGCUGAGCAGAACCGCAACCACAGUGCCCGCUUCUUUGAGUUCCUCACCAAGGAGCUUCCCCCUCGAUCCUGUAAACCAAAAUAAACUUUUUUUCCCACAGGCUGCUCUUGG
Molecule: messenger RNA, 402 nt
Organism: Jaculus jaculus (lesser Egyptian jerboa)
Lineage: Eukaryota; Metazoa; Chordata; Mammalia; Rodentia; Dipodidae
Product: D-dopachrome decarboxylase-like
Exons: 1
Coding region: 1-375 (124 amino acids)
Molecular function (GO): phenylpyruvate tautomerase activity
Source: RefSeq, a predicted model, not a curated record